AACAGAUUCGCCGAUUCCGCCAAAAAUUUCGCUGUAUUUGGUUGUGUGUAUAGACCGGCCAGUCUUUCCGUAGUUUUAAUUGUUCGAUCAGUAAUAAUUAGUAAUAGAACUAUAUAUUGUAUUUUAUCAGACAUCUGAGAUGUAUAAAUACAAUAAUAGCUAGCAUUCGAUCGAUUAUUGGAUUGGCCAUUUAAUUCCAAGUUUCGAUAAGUUCCUGUAAUAAACCGAAUUUAUGAAAGAAAGUGAAUUCAGUGAAUUCAUCAGUCAUUUAGGACCUGUGUUUUCAAGAACUAUCGUUGAAGAGUGUUAUACCUUUCGAACCAGUUAUACUUAACCCGUUUUAUUGAUUUAGUUUGGGGGUAAAAUGGCUUCCUUAGUAGCUAGUGCGGUGGAUAAAUACAACUAUAUCUUGGAUCACAAAAGUGAUCCGAGGGUGAACAAUUGGUCUAUGAUGAGCAGCCCUCUCCCCACCCUUUUCAUAUGCCUAUUUUACGUGUAUUUCUCAAAAGUACUGGGGCCAAAAUUGAUGGAAAACAGGAAACCUUUUCAACUUAGGAGCGUUUUAAUUGUAUACAAUUUUUUGCAGACAGUCUUCAGUGCGUGGAUAUUUUAUGAGUACCUCAUGAGUGGAUGGUGGGGAGCUUAUAGUUUUAGGUGUCAACCUGUUGAUUACUCGAAUAAUCCUGUUGCUAUGAGAAUGGCAAAUACUUGUUGGUGGUACUAUUUCUCCAAAUUUACUGAAUUUCUCGAUACCAUUUUCUUCAUUAUGAGGAAGAAAUUCAGUCAGGUAUCUACACUACAUGUGAUUCAUCAUGGAUGUAUGCCUUUCUCUGUAUGGAUGGGACUGAAAUUUGCUCCAGGUGGACACAGCACCUUUUUCGCACUGUUGAACACUUUUGUACAUAUAAUCAUGUACUUCUAUUAUAUGGUUUCUGCAAUGGGGCCUGAAUAUCAGAAAUAUAUCUGGUGGAAAAAGCAUCUGACCACUCUCCAAAUAGUCCAAUUCAUCGCGAUUUUUGCACAUCAAUUCCAGCUUCUAUUCACUGAAUGCAACUACCCAAAAACCUUCAUGGUUUGGAUUGCCCUUCAUGGAAUUCUCUUCAUGUUCCUCUUCUCUGACUUUUACAAAGUCAAAUAUUCCCAAUCCAAAGGCAAGAGCAGAAAUAUUAACGGUGGUUUAUGUAUGCCUAUCCUUGAUGAGAAAGAGAACCAACUAACCCAUAGAAAGAGCGACAGCAGUGGAACUCUCAACAAUACGUAUAUCAAGAGUGAUUUAUCAGACUCCUACAAAGCCUGUUACUCCAAUGGCAGUACCAAAGGAUUCGUUACUCAAACAAAUGAAAUUCAAGACUCGACAAUAAAAAAAGAUGAUUAGGAUUGGCAAACUUUUGUUAGUUAGCUCUCCAAUUCCUUGGGUGUAUGUGAUAAUGUUCUACAGUUGGGAAGAGGGUAUCAGAAAUAUUGUAGAAACUGGUGGGAGAAAAGUUUUUUAUCAGGUUCGCUGUUUUUGUCCUUGUUCAAAAUUAAUUUUUGAGAAGAGACGACAUACUAAAAAUGGACAGUAUAAUUCUACUCUAGUUCAAAUGUAAUGAACUAUUCCAACUAUAAAACACCCAAGAAUUAUUUCAUCGCUGUCCUUAUUAUCGAUAUUAUUAAGGCAAAGAAAUUGCAAUUUAGUGUUGAACUAAAUCUCGUUAAUUUCGAAUUAGGUCUACGCUUUCAUAGGCCGUAAAUUUGUUUCACGAAGAUACAAUUGCAGUCCAUAUUUUCGUGUUGCUUUUUUAAUGUCGAAUCUCUGAAAAAUUGUAAAUAGAUACUUAUAGUAAUAGGUAAUUUAUAAGAAUCAACCAUUAGCAUUUUUACUAUGAAUCAUUUUAUUAAGAAUUUCUUAUAUCUGGUUUUAUGUGUUUAGAUAUUUAAAAUGUGAUACAUUUUCAGAUUUUAAGAAAAAUAUAGUGAGGUCCAUAUUGCCUUAAUAAAAAUUUGUUGAUUCCCAGCUAUGCAUUGGAUAAUUUUAAUGAUAUAAAAUUAUUUUUAUUGCACAAAAUGGGUACAAUCCUCGAAAUUGCAAUUCUAAAAAAUUAGUCGUUUUAUUUGUUGAAUGUUACAAAUUUGUCUUUUCUCAUUUAGAAUUCGAAUAUAAUGCAUCUUAUUUUUACAAUACCACUACAUACUUAUAAUGAUUUUUUACAUGAAAAAAUUAGCAAUGCAACUAAGCUUUUAAGCCCAAUUCAAGGAAUUUUGUCAUCUUGGCACAUUGUGAAGUUUUUUUUAUAUGAGUUGAGGUGAACUGCAUUGCACUUCUUUGAGUUUUCAAAUGUAAAGUAUUUUUGUAUAUAAACUAUUUCAAUAAAAAUAUUUCGAUAAAUAA
Messenger RNA from Coccinella septempunctata (seven-spotted ladybird), 2371 nucleotides. Its product is annotated as elongation of very long chain fatty acids protein AAEL008004. Lineage: Eukaryota; Metazoa; Arthropoda; Insecta; Coleoptera; Coccinellidae. The record is from RefSeq and is a predicted model, not a curated record. Gene Ontology annotation, molecular function: fatty acid elongase activity. Bases 365 to 1375 code for a protein of 336 amino acids. Gene Ontology annotation, biological process: fatty acid elongation, polyunsaturated fatty acid; fatty acid elongation, monounsaturated fatty acid; sphingolipid biosynthetic process. The transcript has 8 exons. Gene Ontology annotation, cellular component: endoplasmic reticulum membrane.